This is a messenger RNA of Bufo gargarizans (Asiatic toad), 4300 nucleotides long. RefSeq names its product LIF receptor subunit alpha (gene LIFR). Gene Ontology annotation, molecular function: leukemia inhibitory factor receptor activity; ciliary neurotrophic factor receptor binding; cytokine binding. Bases 174 to 3434 code for a protein of 1086 amino acids. Gene Ontology annotation, biological process: positive regulation of cell population proliferation; cytokine-mediated signaling pathway. The record is from RefSeq and is a predicted model, not a curated record. NCBI's taxonomy places the organism in Eukaryota, Metazoa, Chordata, Amphibia, Anura, Bufonidae. Gene Ontology annotation, cellular component: external side of plasma membrane; signaling receptor complex. The transcript has 20 exons.
GUCCUGGAGGAGACGUCACGGCGUCCAGUCUCCGCUGCUGGGAUCCUGGGAUGUGCACGGAGGAGGGAGCGGUGACUCACCCCGCACACUGCUCACCGCUGCGGACAGCACCGGCUCAUGAUUUGGUGAAUAGAUAAGAAAUGCUGCUAAUAACAACAUAGCAAACCCAGAGAAUGUGGCGUAUUUUCAGUGUGGUCAACGUGCUGGCUGCUCUGCUGCACCAUGUCUGCGGUCAGGACUCGGCGUCUUCAGAUUUUUUCAAGAACCUUCACUGCGUCACGCAUGAUUUUCUGAACAUGUCCUGUCAGUGGGACACACCUCAUCCUCCUGACCAGCAAAUCACCUACAGGGUUUGUUCUAGGUCCGCUAUCCCGCCCAUGUGUUUCGACACAACUGGAAACAAGCUAGAAGUGCCGUUUCAGGUUUUCUCAACGUCUGAUAUACACGUAGAGGCCAAAGAUGGUUCAGAGAACCGAUCAGUACGCAUCCAGAAGCCCACCUCAGAUAUUCCUUUUGUUCCGUACCCGCCGGAGAUUCGCUCCCUGGACGCCGACUAUCAGUCUGACAUGCUGCUGGUGGAGUGGACGGCGAAUUCAUCUUCUAUCCUAGAGGAAGCGAGAUUGACCUGCGAGAUGAAUGUGCUGCGUGGAGAAGACCUAGUUGUCCAAAAUGAGACGGUGGUGGUGUAUUGGGAUACUGCGGUCAAGGUGUUCCACUGGAAUUGGACGUCUGAUUUCCCUUUAAAUUGCUCAUCGCACUCGGUGAGGGUCCGGUGCUUUGUCCAUGAAGAGUACUACGAUGGUGAAAUAAGGAUGAGCGACUGGAGUGCCACCAAAACAAUCAGCGGUAACAUUAGUGAAAACUGGGUCUUUCCUCAAGAUAUAGUCGUUCCUGUCGGCUCAGAUGUGAACUUCUGCUGUCGAGUCGUAAGCGGAAAACCAAUACAAUCCAUUACGUUCAAGUCCGAUAAGUGUCCGCUAGUAGAGCUGGGAAACAGCAGCCGCGGGAUCCGAUUGACGAAUCUACAGAUGUCUGAACCCAGCGGAGACAAUAUCUUCUGUGACGUCCACGAUGACCUGGAGCCUGCCGGGACUGUCGUAUUUGUCGGACAUCCUCCGGACAAGCCCCAAGGACUCAGCUGUGAAGCGCGCCACCUCAAGGUGAUCAACUGUACCUGGAAGGCAGGCCGGAGCACUGGACUGUACGGCGAGCGCGGGACAAAGUACACGCUGUAUGAAAGGUUCUCAGGAAUUAACACUUCAUGUUCUGGAUACAAAGAAGAUCUGGAUGAAUUCAACUGCAGCUACGACAUAAAGAAGGAACAGGAGCUUCACGAAUUCUUGCUCCUCGCCGGGAAUCCAUUGGGAACAGCCAACGCCUCUCUGGCCAUUAAUGUCACUGAAAGAAUUCAUCCACUGCGUAUUGAAAAUAUCAUAUUCCGUGGCUCAAGCCCUACCGAAGUUUACCUCUCCUGGUUGAUGCCUGGAACGUAUACAUCCAUUAAUCUAUUAUGUGAAGUUGAAAUUAAGCCCGUCCACGGCGAGGCGGAGACGCGCAAUGUUACCUUCAGUGGGUUAAAGGAUGCCCAGUAUCACUGCGUCAUAGACCGGCUGCACCCGUUUCAUGUCUAUGACUUUCGCGUUCGAUGCGCGUCUUCUGAUCGUUUUUGGAAGUGGAGCGAUUGGAGCAGCAGGAACAGUCACAACACGUCAGCUGCAGCUCCUUCGAGAAAGCUGGAUAUUUGGAGAGAAGUCGUCCAGACCCCAAAAGGGCGUGAAAUAAAAGUGUACUGGAAGCACUUAACAGUCAGAGAAGCUAAUGGGUUAGUGACCUCCUAUAAAGUGACGUGGCGACCCCUGACUGGUGCUGGCUUGUCCCAGGAGAGAUCACUGCUUGCCAACCUCAACAUGACGAGUAUAUAUCUGAACAGCAGCGAUGAUCAGGAUUAUGAAAUUAAAGUGACAGCCAUCAAUUCUGCUGGAUUUUCACCGCCGUCCAGGAUAACGACUGUGCUGCUGUCAAGUGUUGUCAAUGUAGAGAAUCUUGAGGGGGAAGGUAAUGGCAUCAACGUGACCUGGAGUCCAAACCCGAAUGCCUCCUGUGGAUAUUUGGUAAAAUGGACCCCAUCCUUUCACCGUCUAGACUCAUCGCCCAUGUGGAGAAGGUUUUCCUCAAAUGCAGCAAGCGGCUUCAUCAGCUCAAAACAUUUCCAGGCUGGGCUGAGAUACAAUGUAUCCCUGUACGGCUGCAAGAACGACGACCACCAGUUACUGAAGGAGAUGGUCGUGUAUGCUGAGGAACUAGCUCCUUUAGUGGCUCCGAAUUUCACCGUGCAGGAGACGACGUCCAGGUCCAUCCUGGUGAAAUGGGAGGCCAUAUCUGAAGAAAACCAGCGCGGCUUCCUGCAGGGCUACCUGUUCUACGUCAUGAAACAGCAAAAUGACUCGUCCUUCGCAAGGUUCCCGGAUAUGGUUCGUAACACAGAAACAAAAAUUAAGAACAUCACUGACCCAGCAGUGCGGGCAUUAAAGAUCGAUGACCUGCAGAGCGGGACAAGUUAUACCCUGGGGUUACAAGCCUAUACCAAAGGAGGGAUGGGCCCCAUCAAGUCCUUCUCUGUUUUGACCAAUGACAAUGCUGUCGGUCUAAUACUCGCCAUCCUAAUUCCGAUUGUGGUAGCGGUCGUACUUGGCAUUGUGACCACUGCCAUAUGUUACCAGAAAAGAGAAUGGAUCAAAAAAACCUUCUAUCCUGAUAUCCCAAAUCCAGGAGACAGUAAAGCUCUGCAGUUCCCGAAGAACGUCUCUGAGGGAAGCAAAGCCAUAAAGACUCUGGAGAUGAACCGGUGCACCCCCAGCAGUGUCGAAGUGGUAGAACCAUUUCCGAAAAUCCUAGACACAGAGCUUAGUUCCCCAUUGGAAGACUGUGAUCAGAUUCUGGAGGACGGCUCAGAGACUGGGGAGGAUAAUCACGCUGGUAUUAUAUAUACCCAGGCCACCACUCAUGAAGAUACUUCCAACCCAAUGCUGAAUGGGUCUGCCUCACCAUCUGUGGUGUAUAUCGACGUCCAGUCCAUGUACCAGCCGCAGGCCAGUUCAGAAGAUGAACCAGAUGUCGACUUAGUGGAUGGCGCCGGAUAUAAACCACAAAUGCAGUUGCCUAUUGGUGCUGUGAACAUGGACAACCAGGCUUCUACAGAAGAUGACCUUGCGGCAUCUUCAGGUUACAGACCUCAGGGACAAAUCGAUACCUGGACCCCUGAUUCUCCAGGUUCUCCUUCAUCUAUUGGAAGUGAAAAUGCUUCUUUUGGGAGCCCUUGCUCUGUGAACUCCAGACAUUUCCUGAUCCCUCCAGCGGACAAUAAAGACUCUAUCAGACCAACCCACGUUGGCUGGUCAAUAUCUUCACUGUUUCAAGCCAAGCAAGAUGAAUGAGUGCAAGUAGACCAAUAUCCUACGGCACCACCUUGCAUGCCCCUCCAGCUGCUCAUUAAUGAAGACAUUCAUAGCUGGCAUCCAUUGACUUGGGGAGUAGAAUGCGGUCUUCUUUUCUUACGGCAUUAGUAUCAAUGCAAUCAUUGGUUCAUUCUCUUAAAGGGCAAAAGACUGAUUUUAAGGGAUUUACCAGGUCAUGGAGAAUGUGCAAAAAUUUUAACUUGUGUAGAUGCUGCAUAUGUCCCUUCAUAAGAAAAGCCACCAGGCUAGUAUUGGCUAUGGCAGUCCGAUGCCGCAUGGUGUUGUUCCAUGACUGUAAUGGCUAAGUGGAAGCAAAUGUGCACAUCAGUCAUUUUUGGUGAUGACAGUGGAGUAUACAUUGUCACGUCAAGCUUCCCGGAGUCUAUGGUUCUUAUAACUGGUGUUGCUGGACUGUUAAAUCUGGUGGUUGACACAAUAUCCUGGUAGAACCAUGCACUAUGUGGUCCAGUCACAUCCAUGGUCCAGUCUUCUUCGUGUAUGGAGUAAUGAUGGACCCGUGGUGGGAUUGUCUAUGUGCUGGAACUGCGUGUGUAGUAAUAAAAUAGAAAUGUAUAUAUUUUAUUAUUGCACAAAAAAAGAUUUGAAGGGCCAAACAAGAUGGUGGUUUAUUGAUUUCCGAAUGAUCAGCCACCUGAAAACAAGAAUUAUAAUAGAGUGGAAAUAAUCUUGGUUGGCCGGGACUGUGGCAGCUUGGCAAUUGGAAUAAUUUUUUUUUUUUUUUUAUUUCAAACCUGUUACGUCCAGAUCAAAAUUUCAGAUGGUCACAUGUUUCUAGAAGGGUUAGAACCACUAAUUAACCCCAAUAAAAAAGGGUUUAAACUACA